This is a messenger RNA of Spodoptera litura, 509 nucleotides long. RefSeq lists its product as uncharacterized. The record is from RefSeq and is a predicted model, not a curated record. Lineage: Eukaryota; Metazoa; Arthropoda; Insecta; Lepidoptera; Noctuidae.
CACACUAAUAACAAACAUUCGCUAUCUGGCCACCGGUCGUUCAACACAUCAAAAUUACAAUAAAAUGUAUUCAAAUAUGUGCUUGAGGAUUGCUGUGUGCCUGGCACUGGUCGCCUGUGCCACCAGCCACGUGCUAAAACAUCAAGAACUGCCGUUGUCAUCAGACGGCAUGAUUUUGGAGAUCACAGUGAAGAACAAAGGAGAUGACCAUCCAUUGUCAUCCAUGGUGGUUGAUAUCGACGAGAAGGGCAGGAGAGUGGCUAUUACUGUGGAAGAGCCAUCAGGAAGUGCUUCGAAAGGCAAAGUUGCUUUAUCUUCGGAUGUUGUGCCUUCGAUUGGUAACCGCCAUGGCAUCGUAGUUGGGACCUGUCCCCUGGGAUACACGAGACGAGGAGGUUUCUGCUUCCAAGACGAUGACUACUAAGCUACCAGUGUAUUGUGUGAUAAACCCCUGAAAUGUGAUAUCCUACCAGUGUCAAUAUAAAUUAUUAAAAAUUAUAAUUUCCGUA